This is a messenger RNA of Mesorhabditis belari, 2721 nucleotides long. NCBI's taxonomy places the organism in Eukaryota, Metazoa, Nematoda, Chromadorea, Rhabditida, Rhabditidae. The record is from the annotation of a GenBank genome assembly.
AUGAAGAUCGCUGUGAUUGGUCAGAGCGCCUUCGGAGUUGACGUCUACAAGGCAGUCAGAAAAAAUGGUCACGAAGUGGUGGUGGUUUUCACGAUUCCCGACAAAAAUGGACGCGAAGAUCUUUUAGCGCUGGAAGCAAAGAAAGAUGGUGUCCCGGUGGAGAAACCCUCGAGAUGGCGUCAAAAGAAUGCGGCCGGGAAAUUUGAGAUUAUUCCCGAUAUGCUUUCGUUGUACACUUCCUACGGAGCUGAACUGAAUGUCCUCCCAUUUUGCACUCAAUUCAUUCCAUUGGAGAUCACGGAGGCUCCGAAAUUCAAAUCGAUUAUCUACCAUCCAUCAAUCUUGCCAAAACAUCGUGGAGCUUCGGCGAUAAACUGGACAUUGAUCGACGGUGAUGAAGAGGCUGGAUUGUCGAUUUUCUGGGCCGAUGAUGGACUUGAUACUGGGCCGAUUCUCCUUCAGAGAAAAUGCAAGGUCGAAGAAAACGACACAUUGAACUCAUUGUAUAAGAGAUUUCUCUAUCCAGAAGGUGUUACAGCAAUGGCUGAGGCUGUGGAGAUGAUUGCUGCGGGAACAGCUCCGAGAAUUGUGCAACCAGAAGAAGGAGCCAGCUAUGAUCCUUACAUAACUACAAAACCCGAGUUGGCUGAGAUUGAUUGGAAGAAAACUCAAUGGCAACUUCACAAUUUCAUUCGUGGAAAUGAUAAGGUUCCGGGUGCUUGGGCGACACUGAAUGGAGAGAAAGUUUCCUUCUUUGAUUCAACUUUGUGGAAAGAGGAUAAACUCCCAGAAAACGCUCUUGAAGUUGUAGUCGAUACUGUUCCUGGUGGAAAAGUCUUCGCUCAUGAUGGAGGACUUUUAUUGCCGGCUUCUGAUGGGAAAUUUGUAAACGUGGCUACAAUCAAAAUCGGUUCAAAACAAAUGCCUGGGAAUAAAUUUGGUCUCGCUGAAGAGGGUGGAGAGAAGCUCACAUUGACACCGGAGGAAGAAAAAGUUGCCGAGAAGGUCAAGGAGAUCUGGGCAGGAAUUCUGAAGAGUCAAAUCGACGACUCGACCGAUUUCUUUAUGAGUGGAGCCUCUUCAGCUGAUGUGACUCGAUUGGUUGAGGAAAUCAAAUUCCAUACCGGAAUCGAGAUUGAGCCAGCUGAUGUCUACGCUGGACCGACUUAUGGCGAGAAUGUGACUGCGGUGGUGAAGAAGCAACGCGGGGGAGACAAUGUGGAGAUCGUUUAUGAUGCGAUUGAACUCGAUGUGAACCAUAUGAAGUUGAAGUUUCCCCAUGAGCUGUUCAUCGACGGAAAGUUCCAGGCAUCAUCGUCUGGUCGCACUUACGAAACGAUCAAUCCGGCCACCGAAAAAGUGAUUUGUUCUUUACCCAAAGCUAAUGUCGAAGAUGUCAACAAAGCCGUUGCUGCAGCUAAAAAGGCUUUCGAGGAAGGAGAAUGGUCGAAAAUGUCCGCACGGGAAAGAGGAAAGCGACUAUUCAAAUUGGCGGAUCUGAUGGAACAACACAAGGAAGAAUUGGCCACUUUGGAGUCAAUCGAUUCGGGUGCUGUCUACACAUUGGCUUUGAAGACUCACGUUGGAAUGUCGAUUGAUACUUGGAGAUAUUUUGCCGGAUGGUGUGAUAAAAUUGAAGGCACCACAAUUCCAAUCACCGACGCUCGACCGAACAAAAACCUUUGCAUCACAAAGAGGGAACCCGUUGGAGUUGUUGGUUUAAUUACCCCAUGGAAUUACCCAUUGAUGAUGCUCUCGUGGAAGAUGGCUGCUUGUUUAGCUGCUGGGAAUACAGUUGUUCACAAACCAGCACAAGUGACUCCAUUGACUGCUCUCAAAUUCGCCGAGCUCACUGUGAAAGCUGGGAUCCCAGCCGGAGUUGUUAACAUUGUUACCGGAUCGGGUGCAGAAAUUGGAGAGGCCUUGGCCAAACACAUGGAUGUCCGAAAGUUGGGCUUCACUGGAAGUACCGAGAUUGGGGCACAUGUUAUGGCAAGCUGUGCUCUUUCGAACAUCAAGAAAGUUUCGCUUGAAUUGGGCGGCAAGUCUCCACUGAUCAUUUUCGCUGAUGCUGAUAUGGAAAAAGCUGUGAAACAAGCCUGCACUUCGGUUUUCUUCAAUAAAGGUGAGAACUGUAUUGCCGCUGGUCGAAUCUUCAUCGCCAAGUCGAUUCAUGAUGAUUUCGUAAAGAAAAUGGUUGAGGAGACGAAAAAGAUUCUGAUUGGCGAUCCAUUAGAUCGGUCCACUGGUCAUGGACCUCAAAAUCACAAGGCUCACAUGGAGAAGUUGAUUGAAUACGUGCAAAAAUCGGUGAAAGAUGGAGCCAGAAUUGAAAUUGGCGGCGGUCGAGCUGAUCGUGAAGGACUUUUCUUCCUACCCACAAUUCUUUCCAACAUUGACGACAAGAAUUUCGCGGCUACCGAGGAAUCAUUUGGGCCGAUUAUGUGUGUGAGCAGCUUUGAUGACAAUGAUAUCGAUGGUGUGCUUCGACGAGCGAAUUCAACCGAAUAUGGACUUGCCGCUGGAGUUUUCUCAAAGGACAUUUCUAAAGUUCUCCGUGUCGCCGACAAAUUGCAUGCGGGAACAGUCUUUGUAAACACCUAUCAAAAGACUGAUGUUGCCGCUCCAUUUGGAGGAUUUAAACAAUCCGGAUUUGGAAAAGAUCUUGGCCGAGAAGCUCUCAACGAGUAUUUAAUCACAAAGACGAUAACCAUCGAGUAU